Messenger RNA from Guyanagaster necrorhizus, 1472 nucleotides. RefSeq lists its product as uncharacterized. The coding region runs from base 334 to 1368 and encodes 344 amino acids. Lineage: Eukaryota; Fungi; Basidiomycota; Agaricomycetes; Agaricales; Physalacriaceae. The transcript is spliced from 2 exons. The record is from RefSeq and is a predicted model, not a curated record.
GAGACUGAUGGUUGGGGGUUCGGCAGCAUGGGCAUCGUCAAAGAAGGAGGACAUGACUGACGUCCAGACCGUCGAAAUGCUACGAAAGGGUAUGUCACCCUUCCAAUGUCGCCUUGACUUUCACUGACCAGCAAUAUCGUUUUCAUUGCCAGAAAUUGGAGAUCCAUUUCUUGUCUCAGGUUCGUUGGUUGUUUUGCUCGUAAGUUUGAAACCGAAAAUUCGAACAGCACUCGUCUCAGACAUGACCGAGUCAGACCGACAAGGGUCCCCUGGCCAUAUUAAAUAGUAUAAAGGAAGGCUGUCACCCUGGACAGACCUUAAGCGACGGACAAGAUGGUGUCCUUUCGUUGGUUCACCCGACUGCUCCCUACCAUCCUUUCCUCCACCACAGUGCUGUCCGACGAUGAUAUGUUCAUCUUCUUUCAACCGCCUCAGCCGGGCAGGCUCAUCACGACGAUCCUUCUCAAUAAUACCAUGCCCCCUUUGGAUUCCCUUUGGGAAGGACUCGGAAAUAUCCAUGUCGAAAAGGUCGAAUACCGUAAAUCCUACUCACCUGGUAAUCCUCUGGGGCAUGAGUACCUGGUGGUGACCGUGAAGGAAUCUAUAGGUGCUAGGCGGAGCGGGCACCUCUUGGUAGACUGGAUCGGCAGGGGCAGGCCCAGGGCCAAGACCACCACUGACACCAACACAACACUGUCGACACCACCUUCAUCGAAUGACAGCUCUGAUACAGCCGAGGACGACGCACAGGCCACCCCUCCCACCUCUGCUCCUGCGACUCGUGCGACUCGUGCUACUCCUGCUAACCAGUGGGAAACCAUUAACCGCUUUCACCACGCCAUUGCCAGGAUCAAGAAUUUCAGAAAACGGAUCGAGAAUUUUAGUAAAUGGGAUCCUGUCGAUGUCUUUGACAAACUCAUCAUCUUGAACACCAUUGAUGAGGCCUUUGACGUCCAGGGACGGUAUCCCUAUGAUGUUCUGAUGACCAUGGAUCUCAGCCUAGGACAGCGACCCAUCACCUUGGAGCAUUUCCUCCUCCUCUCUAAGACCACCACGAAGGACACCAUUGCUUCCCCCUUCAUCUAUGCGCAAUGUUCUUGGUUUGCUCAUACCAUCCGGACUGUUCUCCAGUUGGAGACAGGUGCACCUAUACAGAAUGUAACCAAUCUUAGGCACCGGGGUAUGAUGGCGAUGGGUAGGCAAGCUCCUGUGAGAGGCGAUGAUAAGUUGAAGACACCAGAGACUGUGAAGGUAGAAUGGGAACAGGCAAAGGUUGUCGCUGACAAGGAAUGGGAAGCAUUGCGACAGGCAUUCCUUGCUUCAGAGAGGCCGCCGACCAAGAACGUGCAGCUCGCUGAAAAACACUGAGCUUCGAGCGAUGUUGGCAAGGCAACAGCACCCUAGUGGUAAUGCGUAAAGGCACUAUUUCUCUCUCAGUCGUCGCGCGCGUCAUCUUGUAAUGCUACCUCGUC